Trichoderma breve is the source of this 2145-nucleotide messenger RNA. RefSeq names its product endomembrane protein 70 domain-containing protein. The coding region runs from base 1 to 2145 and encodes 714 amino acids. Gene Ontology annotation, biological process: protein localization to membrane; vacuolar transport. The record is from RefSeq and is a predicted model, not a curated record. The transcript has 3 exons. Gene Ontology annotation, cellular component: membrane; Golgi apparatus. Lineage: Eukaryota; Fungi; Ascomycota; Sordariomycetes; Hypocreales; Hypocreaceae.
AUGACUAGCACACGGAAGACUGGCCUCCGCGGCCUGUUUUGGCUGUUGCUCUUGUCACCGUCAACGGCAUUUUAUAUCCCUGGUUGGUCGAUCAAGAGCUACAAGGACGGCGAACUGGUGCCUCUGAUGGUCAACAAGGUCUAUUCUGACAACACGCAGCUGCAAUAUGCGUACAACGACUUACCAUUUACCUGUUCUCCGACAGGGGACCACAAGGCUGGCGGCGGUUUACUGAGCGGCCAGAGCGUGCCUUUGAAUCUGGGAGAGGUGCUGCGUGGCGACCGCAUCAUUACAUCCGACAUGGAACUUGCCAUGGCGAAGGAUACGCCGUGUACAUUGCUCUGUAAUAAGGAAAUGUCACGCCGUGAUAUGCGCUGGUCGAAGGAGCUGAUCCGAGAUGGAUACGUCGCCGAAUGGAUCGUGGACAACCUUCCCGGCGCAACCAGCUUCGUCACUGCCGACAAGACGCGCAAGUAUUACGCUUCUGGUUUCAAGCUGGGGUAUACCGAGGCCUCAACAAAGACGGGCAAGCUUCACUACUAUCUUAACAACCACCACACAAUUGUCAUUAAGUACCGCAGAGCAUCAGGUCGAGCUGGCGAUCGUGGCGAGAAGGUUGUUGUGGGGUUUGAAGUUUAUCCCAAGAGUGUUGGAAACGGAAACAAAAAGGAUAGUGUGGGAUGUCCCGCAGAUAUUCAGAAUGUCGACGAGCCCUUUGAGUUAUACAUCGCUCCUAACAGGACGUCUGACGCGUCAUUGAAAUAUGAUGGCCUAUCAUACCGCCCUAAUGAAUUAGAAGACGAUGACAGCAGCCCCGGUUCUCUGAAUAUCCCUUAUACCUAUUCUGUCUAUUUUCGCGAGGAUGAUAGCAUCGAAUGGGCUCACCGCUGGGAUCUCUACUUUGUGAACCAGGAAGAUGGCACACGUAUUCACUGGAUGGCUAUCAUCAACUCGCUCAUUAUCUGUGGGCUGCUGACGGGAAUUGUCAUGAUCAUCCUCGCCAGGACUAUCCAUUCCGAUAUCAACAAGGGUAUCUCAGCGGAAGAAGGAAAGGCCAAGGCCAAGAGAGCGGCCAAGCCUAAGGGAGAGAAAACCUCGGGUUUGCUGAGUCAGGGAACAGAUGCCGACAAAGAUGACGAUGAUGACCUAUCGGAUGAGGGCGAGGCCCUGGAAGAGGCUACCGGUUGGAAGCUGCUUCAUGGAGAUGUGUUUCGGAAGCCACGGCUUGGAAUCCUCCUAGCACCUCUUGUUGGGUCCGGUAUGCAGCUCUUCUUCAUGGCCAUGGGGUUAGUUUCGCUCGGUGCUUUAGGCGUCUUGAAUCCAAGCUUCCGAGGCGGUUUCAUCAGCGUUGGAGUGGGCCUGUUUAUCUUUGCAGGACUCUUCUCUGGCUACUUUUCUGCCCGCGUCUUCAAGAGCUUCGAUGGAGCCGACUAUCGUGCAAACGCACUUGUUACAGCAUUACUGUUUCCUGGCCUCACAUUUGGGCUUGUCUUUAUCCUCAACCUCUUUGUAUGGGCUCAGGCAUCAAGCACUGCAAUACCGUUCGGCACACUUGUAGCCAUUCUGCUUCUCUGGCUCUGUGUGCAGGUGCCGCUCGUGUAUGCGGGAUCUCACCAUGGCUUUCACAAGGCCGGUGCUUGGGAGCAUCCGACCAAGACGACAACGAUCCCUCGGCAGGUUCCUCGGCAAGCCUGGUACAGUAAAUCAAUCCAGGCAGUCCUUUUGGCAGGAUUGAUUCCUUUUGCUGUCAUCUUUAUCGAAUUGUUGUUUGUGUUCCAAUCCAUAUGGCAGGACAAAAGCGGCUACUACUAUGUUUUUGGAUUCUUAGCGGUGGUAUCGGCCAUUCUAGUUGUUACUAUUGCGGAGGUGACCAUUGUGACCAUCUACGCCCAGCUCUGCGCGGAAAACUACCACUGGUGGUGGCAGUCAUUCUUCGUUGGAGGCGCAAGCGCAUUUUGGGUCUUUCUUUAUUCCCUCUGGUACUAUUUCUUCAAGCUGCAUAUCAGCGGCUUCGUGAGCAGCAUGCUGUUUUUUGCCUACAGUUUUAUGGCGUGCUGUGUGUAUGGACUAUUGACGGGUACCAUUGGAUUCUUGAGCGCAUAUGCGUUUGUGCGAAGGAUAUACAGUGCAAUCAAAGUAGACUGA